Messenger RNA from Sorex araneus (European shrew), 16206 nucleotides. RefSeq names its product PLAG1 zinc finger (gene PLAG1). The transcript is spliced from 3 exons. The record is from RefSeq and is a predicted model, not a curated record. Gene Ontology annotation, molecular function: DNA-binding transcription activator activity, RNA polymerase II-specific. NCBI's taxonomy places the organism in Eukaryota, Metazoa, Chordata, Mammalia, Eulipotyphla, Soricidae. The coding region runs from base 8137 to 9414 and encodes 425 amino acids.
CGUCGGCGGCGGCGGCGGCGGCGGCUGCAAGUUGGGCUGCAGGGGCAGCGCAUACACUACAAUGGCUGCUGGAAAGAGGCGUAAGGAAACAAUUUCCAGGCCCGCCGCGUCCAGCCCGAAAUAUGAGAAAAAAAUUAUUAGAAAUUCCGCGGGCGGUGUAAAGGCGGCGGACGGGCCGGAGGGAGGAUGGUGAAGCCCCGCGGUUGCCGCUCGGUGCUACGUUGGCCGUACUUGGCACCCAGAAUGCUUCACUCUCUGAUGAUGUAUUGAUAAGGGUCCCUUGCUAGAGUCUGAAGCAGGGUCUCCAGGUACGUGGCCUUUACCAUUAUAUGGCAUGGUUUUCAACGUCACCAGUUAUUCCAGCUCCUGAAUUAAACAAGAUCCGAUAUGGAAAGCUUUGGAAAGCAUGCCACAUAAUAAGCAUGCCACUCUCUCAGCUCUGUAUUAUGAUCAGCCGGACUCCGAUUCACUCGGUCUAAUGGAAGGAUUGGAAUGCUGGCCAGGAGCAGUCUCUCUUCCCCUGUGGGCAGGACGCAUCGUUGAUGGAAAAGCUUAUUAGUUCAUACUCCCCAAAUAGCCCGCACAUGAACUUUUAAGCUCUCCCAUCUCUGCAUCUCGUGGCCCGUGCCCCACGUUACCACCAUGCUGCUUCUGUGGCUGGGAGGAAUCUGACGGAUGCAGGGCAGGUGGGGAGGGGCGGCCGCCCCCGCCCCAGAGCUGUGGCUGGGCUGAGACUGGAGUCAGGAUCUCAGCGGACAGCCCCGGCUUGCUCGCCUCCGUAGGAAGUGGACACACUCGGGCUUCUGUGUGUCUCGGCGUGUGCAGAUGUGCGCCUCGGGCACAGAGUGGAGGUGUAGGGAGUCCGGGCAUGUGCGGACUAGGUACCAGGUAAGUUCAUCAGCAGGGCCUCAGAUGCAGGCCUAGAGCCCUCAGGGGGAAGACUGAUCGCCUCACAGGUGCCGUGCCAAAUGCCAGCGGGUACAGGGCUUGGAUCCUCUACUCGGCCAGAGGCAGCAAGAGGCAGUGAGUGGGAAGUAGCGGAGGCCAGGCCGGGCCUCCGCUCAGUAAGAUGAAAGGUAUUGAAAUUCACCGGUCACAUUCUCUAGCAAGCGUAAGGUUUUAUGAAACCAGACAAUAAACUUGAGCCAGUGUUAAAGUUGUAGCCCUUUAUUGCACUACAGGUGUUCUUGAAGUAUAUUCGUAAAAGCUUGUGACUUUGCAGUGAUAUGCAUCAUUGAUUACUUGUAUUACAGACAUUCUUGGAGUGUAUUCUUCAAAGUCUGUGACUUUCCAGUGGUAUGCAUUAUUGAUUAUUUUUUGUACUUCACAGUAAUUUUUAAACUUGUUUUUUAUGGAAGUGGAGUUUUAGCGGUUUGAAAAAGGAAAAAAAAAGUGAACCAACUAAAAUAAUGCACAUUGUCUCCUUUUUGAUUUCUGUUGUAUCUCUAAGCAGUCAAAACUGUUCUCUGUUUCGACAUGAUGCUCAUAGUUUCACAUGAAGAACAACCUUUAAAAGGUAUUGCGUUUUGCUGUGUUCCUUUUCCCUCGCUAUUUGACUUUUACUCUAUACAAACCAUAAACUAGAAUUGACACCCAUCUUACACGGAAGGAGUCACGGAACAAAACAUUUGAAAGUAGAAAUGAUCUAAAAACCUGGCCGGCUGCGUGGCCACCCAAGUCGGUAGCUUCCUGCCUGCAGGGGCCACUGAGUAAAAUAUUCCCACAACGGACACGGGGUGGACCCCUGGGAGGCCAUGAUGUUCCCAGGAAGUCCCCCCGCCAAAAAAAAAAAAAGACAAGAGACGUAUAGUUUCAUUCUGGUGGAACUGAUUUUAAGUUGAUUGGAGAUUUAAGGAACUUGGGAACAUCCACCUGCCUGUUGAGUCCUGAAAUCACUUACAAGUAGGUGACAAAUCCUGAGUGUGGGCUCUGCGACAGGACACCGAGCAAGUGCCAGAGAGGGGACUGGAGCUGGCAGUCACUCUGGAGUGACAGCUGCACAAGAGCUCAGUGACCUGUCGGGGGUGGGGUGGGUGGUUCAGAGAGGCACAGAACUGAAAUUCUUUCUCAAGCAGCUGGGACCAGUGGAGGAGCCACAGACUGAUGGCUUGUCUCGUCAGGGUGGUCCCGGGCAGAGUGGAGGCUCUGGGGAAGUGGAGGAAGUGGGUGCCCCCGCUUUGACACUUUUGCCGCAGUAGUGAGCCUAGUCGACUUCAGCUGUGUGGGAAGACAUGGAAGCGGCUGAUCCCAGCUCCAGUUUGACCCUAGACUGUGUGGACGUAACGUUGGGUGGCCAGAGUGAUGAAUGACACGCAGAGUCUGGCGGGCACGUGGGCUCUGUCUUCUUUCCUCUGCUUAGCGCCCCUCGCAGUUUGGCACCCACACUGGACAUUUGUGUCAUCUGCCAGAACGCACGUCGCAUGGUACUUGGCGACAGCUUCAGUUGCGUUCACUCUGCCGAAGCUGUUUUUGUUUGUUUGUUUUAGCUAAUUAAAAUCAUCUUCCCUUCUUUACUUUGGUCUCAGUGCCUACUGGUCUUGCCUUACUAUUUGGAUUUCUUACAGAUUCAGUGUGAGUGGUUGAAAAGUUCGAACGCAAAACCUGUAUUGUGCUGUUUGUCAUUUUAACAACGUUGGGCAUUUCGUCAGAGAAAGUGAAGCUGUAGCCCCCAACUAGUUAGGUCCAUUCAGACUGACUGUGUUCCCAGCCGGUGUGAAGCAUUCUUGUGGCCCACCGUCCCUAGUUUCACAGUUUGGGAGAUUGGCUGCUUUCAGAUCACACUGACCCCAUAAGCUGCCUUACCUUUUCACGCUACCCAGAACGCCAGUAUUUUAGACGUCCUUUAUACAGAAAGAAAGCAGAUUGAAUGUGGAGGGCCUCGAAGAGUCAGGAAAGUUUUGACUAAACUGUCUUCACUGUGUAUUCAGAUAUAAUUACUGUUCUUUAUUCUCGAGCAGCAUUGCUUUCUUUUUGUUCUCUGAUUUUCCCGUUUGCAAAGAUACGAAUCGUCCUUUAUGGGGAGAAAAAGUGCAACUGCCCCCAGUGAACCACCCUUCAGUACUUUAUCUAAGACUGUCCAUGUUUUAGACAGGGCUGAAGAGAUGGUGCGGCGGUGAGGGCACUUGCCUUGCACCCAGCCCAGCCAGCUCCGAUCCCCAGCACUCCUGUGGUCCCCGGAGCCUCCCCCGCCCCUGGGAGCGACUGAUUGCAGGGAAAGCCCUGAGCACCGCUGGCUGAGGGUCAGUAGCCCCACCUCAAAUAACAUACAUCAGGAGGGUACGGCUUUUGUCAUCUCGUAGUUAAAAUGUAGUGGUGACUCGUAAGUUACAGAACGUAAAAUAACGGGAAAAGCCUUUUAACCUAAUACGACAUUUUCUGCUCCAUAAAACCAUCAAGGAAAAUGUUUCUGACCUGGAAGAUGAAGUUUGAUUUGAAUAUUCCAUCUGUAGCCUGUGGUCUGUUUGCUCUCUAGGUAUACUCGAAAACCAGCAAACAGACAUACCCGGCGCAGGAUGGCCGAAGGGAGGUCCUAGCUGUGCCGAGGCUCAUGUCAUCUGUUGGUCAGCAUAUUGUUGACUUCCCCCGCUCUGUUGACUCGGGAAAGCCAGUGGGUCUGUCUGCUGUCUCCCUUGUCUCUUGGUUUUUGCUACUUGUGUAGUAAAAGUGAGUUUUCUGGGGCCAGAGAAAGAGUGUAGGGUUAAAGGUGUUCCAAUUGGUCAACCUUAAUUUUUUUUAAAAUUUUCGUAACUACAGCACCUCAUGCAGCAAAAUGAAUUUUCUGAUAUGCAUCAUUUCAGGCAUAAAACGAGCUUUUCUGGCCCCUGCCACAGACCCAGCUUCCGCCCCUCACCACCCCUGCUCUCUCCUCUGCUUCCCCGUCACCGCCCCACCAUUCAGGGGUGCUGGUGCCAGCUUAUUCCGCGCUUGGAUUUCUUGUUAGAAGCAGGGGCUGCGCUUGGAGCAUCCACGUGUACUGUGCGAUUUCUUAGCAGUCAGGUCCACCCAAGAACGCUCAUCUCCUGCAACUCUCCGAGUAUAUUCCACCACUUUGGUCCUACCACUGCUGCUGCCUUUCAAAACUGCCUUUGUAGUGGUCGACGUUCAGGGAUCAAAUUGUGUCACGCUUUUUUCCCCUGGGCUCUAGUUGUCUGUUCUAUCUUGUGUUUGCUCUAGUGAUGGAACAAGCCUCUAGUUCAGUUCAUUGCUAGAAAGCACUUGCCCUGCUUUAGUUUCCUUCAUUCAUUCGGCAAGAGUUUUCCUUCCUAGGGGCUGGAGUGAUAGCACAGCGGGGAGGGUGUUUGCCUUGCAUGCGGCCAACCUGGGUUCGAUCCCCAGCAUCCCAUAUGUUCCCCCUAGCACUGCCAGGAGUAAUUUCUGAGUGCAGAGCCAAGAAGAACCCCUGAGCAUUGCCGGGUAUGACCUCCACCCCCCCCAAAAAAAAAGUUUUCUUUCCCUCCUUUUCUGGGAAGUAUUGAUGAAUAAAAAAUUAACAGAGCACCUGCCCCACUGUUCUCUGCAGUGUUUGUAAUUUGCUGAAGAUGUCAAUAGCUUCCAGGUUCCCCCCACCCCUGCUUUUAUUUUUCUUCUCUAAUAACUGAUUUUAAGACCUGUGAAAACUGAGUGCUGUAAGAACUAUCAUACAGAAUCCAGAAGUGUUCUAAGUGUGCUGUUGCCUUAGUUCAGCCGUUUGUCUCCGAAAUAGUUUAUUUCACAUUAUUCAGAGUUCUGAUCUGUUUUGUAAACAUCAGUGAAAGUAUUGACCGCUGGUAAGUUUCCUUUUGCAAUUAACCUUAAAACAUGAACUGUGAAAGUCAUGUUUUAGGUAAAUGUGGACGUUUUCUAAAUUGCUUACUAAUGGGAGUUUCUCGAUUGACAUAGGAAGAAUGGCAUUUUUGUUUUCGAUGUCAUUUGUCCUUAAUUAGCAAAGUUUGAUUUUGACUUAGCUAUGAAAGACAUAUUAUGGAAGGUAAGUAUGGCAAAGUUCACAGCUAUUAGAGAAGUUACUAUCAGAACUGAGUAAUUUCAUGAAAACAGUCUAAGUAUAGGCAGGCCUGUUCUUUUUGGCCUGUAUCCUCAGAAGAAUUCAUCUUAGUAGACCUUCUGAUGUAUGAUUCACUUUUGCUUGCUAUUUUUCUAUGUGAGUCACCGUUUCAGAAUCUAAAACAUAGAAGAUAAAUCUGUCUGGCAACACAUGGUCUUCUCUUUAAUUAUUGUUUUUACAUAUACAAAGUUGCCAUAGGAAGCAAAGGGUCUGUUCUGACGCUACAAAAUAUUCAUAAGGUUUUCUGAAGCAUCUUAUAAGUGAUUUGAAAUCUGUGGCAUAUACAUUUUUCCACAAAGCGUAUGCUUUAUGGUUCUUCAGAUGGAGGCAUAGAACUUUUAAUUACUUAAAGCCAAAUAACCCAUCCUUGGAACAUAGAAAGGAAAAACAGAGAUACAAAUUGUGCCUCGUAGACUUUUCAAAAUAGCAGUCACCGUCCUGUCGAAGCGUGCCUUGUAGAGUCUGGAGAGAGCUCGGGGGAGGCGCCCUGUCUUCCUCAGUCAGCGCAUCCCCGCACCGCUGGGUGCCCCCCAAACCAGAGCACCCCCUAAAGAUUGCAGGCGUAAAGCAGGCUUUAUUUUUCACAUUUAUUAUAUCAAGCUAAAUAAUAAUGAACUCUGUCCAGCCCCUGGUUUCCUUUGUUUGGGAAGUAAUUAGCGGUGCUCUAAGAUGAUUUGGCCACAUGUAAGAACUCAUAGCAAUUAGGGUGAAUUUAGGGAAAUUAACCAUGACUUAGAAAUUGUGUUUUGCGUUAAAAUUAAUGAAAAUUAUGGCUUUAUGUAUUAUUUUGUUUCAGACUGUAAAAUGUGUAAUGGGUAAUUUGUCGGCUUGUCAUACUUUAGAUCAAGAUAAUAUUGUUUUACACAAGAUUGAAAUACUGAGGUUCUAAAGGAUUUUGAUUGUUAAUGACCGGGUGCAGUAAGCAUGAUGUUUUCAUCUUUGAGAUCUGUAGUAAAAAUUAUAUCGGACCGGAAAAGAAGAAAAAUAUGUGUUAGUUGGUGAUGAUCAGUCGACUUUGGUUUUAGAUACUUGUCAACCCGAAUCAUUUUCCACUCAAACAUGAUAGUUACUAUUUUAACCAUGGUUUAAACUAUGUCAAAUUUACUUUGCAAACUGUAUCAGUUAAAAGACGCUCUUAAGUCUUAAAUGUGUUUCCUUUGGGGCCUGACUUGGCAGCUCUGACAGAGAAGUAAGUACUAACUGCGCCUCCUUGUCUUUGUCCUCUGCACCCGCUCUGCCGGCCUGCCCUCCUGGCCCGGGCUAGUCCGCGGGACACGGGAGUCCGAGGCACGGUCUCCCUGUGCCCCCGUGUUGCCUUCCACGCCCCACUCUGAAUUGCAGAGAUGAUGCUGGACACUCAGGUCCGUGACUUUCAGGUAGAUGGUAGAGAUGAGAACACGCCCCUCACAGGUGCUAGAGUAACUAAGUGCAAACACACGGGCUUCCAUCCUCUAAUAACCCCACCCAAAACCCAGUGUGUGCCCUGGGCAAGUAAGUAUUUACAAAAUUAAUUUUAUUGUUUUGCAAUUUUUAUGUGCAGAAUUCAGUUCUUCCAUUUAUGCAUGCCCUGUGCUUUCCAGAAGAAUGGAGCUCUCGCUUUUAACUUUUUACAUAUCUUUUGUUGGCCUAAAUUUUAAUUUUUCUUGUCUUUCAAGCUAUGAGAAUAAUGCUGCUUUCAAAUAUACUCAGUAUUUUUGCAUUGAUGCUUGAAUGCCACCUAUUAAAUAUUAAUACAUCAUCAAAUUCUGUAAAGUACAUCUGUAAAGUUCGUCUGGGGAGUUUAAUCAAAUUUAUGUUUAGGACAACACCUAAAAUUAUUUUCAAUAAAAUAUUAUUGGUGGAUAUGGUACUUGAAUCUUUUGAUUAGGAUUAUCCCUCUCACAUUCUUAAUGAUUAUUUUUCAAUAUUCAUCUUUAAAACAAUUCAGAAUUUACUAAGCUCUCUGUGCCCUGUAUGCUCGAUAACAGAUAAUACUAGUUCUUUCUUCCUUUUGACUAUUGGUCUUUCACUUCUACUGGUGUAGCCAAGAAUUACUAACCAUUUUAUUUUUAUUUCUUUUUCAAUGCAUGUUCUUAUUCUGCAGAAGAUCAUGCAACUGAUAGGCAGUUUUAAGCUAUUAAUUAUUUUUUAUAGUGAUCUCCUGAAGCCAAAUGAUGCUUCCUUUCUCAUGACCCUUUCUCCUGUAGUAACCCUGUUUUUAAUUUCCCCAGUUUGCUUCUGAACUCUUAAGAGCAAGGGUUUCUGUUGCAUUUCAGCAGGCCUGGCAGGUUCUGAGGGGUGAGCUGGCAGGUGUUACAGGUGAUGGAAGUCCAGUGCAGAGGUGCGUGUGGGUGUGUGAGUAGUGCUCCCAGGAGGAGCUACUGUUCUUGGGUGACAUACCUCACACACACUUUCCAAGAGAGGCCUGAGUUGGGGGUGGAUAGUACAGCAGGUAGGGCAGUUGCCUUGCAAGCAGCUGACCUAGGCUCAAUCCCUGGCAUUCUGUCUGGUCCCCCGAACCCAUCAGGAGUGAUCCCUGAGCUCAGAGCUACAAAUGAGGCCUGAGCACUGCCAGGUAUGGCCCCAAACAAACAAACAAACAAACAAACAAAAAAGACCUGAAUUUAUCUCUUCUGCAGUCACUAAGUGGAAAGAAGUUCUGACGAGUCACUUGACAGCUGGCUCCGCUGGUUAUCCUAAUACCCGUUUAUCUCAGUGGGCAAGUUCAUUUAAAAACCAUAUGGAAUUUUGGAACCAAAAAGGGACGUCAUUCAGCAUCACAAAAUGCCGUUUGUGUGGGUUUUGCUAUUUCACUUUAUUUCUGCAUUUAUUUGGUUGUGUAAGUGUGCUUAGAACUAAUCAUCAGCGGUUGGUGAGAAUUAAUGCAUGACUCGGCGGUGGGAUCUGGACCGAAGCAUGCGCCAUCACAUUGCGACUCUUUGUCCUUUGUUUCCCGCCCUCCCUGUGCCGAUUUCCAUCAGAGCCUCGUCCAUUCUUAUUCUUUCUUCCAUAGGUUGGCCAAAAUGGGAAGGACUGGAUUCCACUCUCUUCCACGAAGAGUCAAUGGAACUGGCUAAAGCCACACUCCGAGGCUUUUUCCACCUGUCGUCAGGCACAUGGCCACCCACUCUCCCGAGAAAACCCACAAGUGUAACUAUUGCGAGAAAAUGUUCCACCGCAAGGACCACCUGAAGAACCACCUGCACACGCACGACCCCAACAAGGAGACCUUCAAGUGCGAGGAGUGCGGCAAGAGCUACAACACCAAGCUGGGCUUCAAGCGCCACCUGGCCCUGCACGCGGCCACCAGCGGCGACCUCACCUGCAAGGUGUGCCUGCAGGCCUUCGAGAGCACAGGCGUGCUGCUGGAGCACCUCAAGGCGCACGCCGGCAAGGCGUCGGGCGGCGUCAAGGAGAAGAAGCACCAGUGCGAGCACUGCGAGCGGCGCUUCUACACACGCAAGGACGUGCGGCGCCACAUGGUGGUCCACACGGGCCGGAAGGACUUCCUGUGCCAGUACUGCGCCCAGCGCUUCGGCCGCAAGGACCACCUCACGCGCCACAUGAAGAAGAGCCACAGCCAGGAGCUGCUCAAGGUCAAGACGGAGCCCGUAGACUUCCUGGACCCGUUCACGUGCAACGUGGCGGUGCCCAUCAAGGACGAGCUCCUGCCCGUCAUGUCCCUGCCGUCCAGCGAGCUGCUGGCCAAGCCCUUCCCCAACACGCUGCAGCUGAACCUCUACAACAGCGCCUUCCCGUCCAUGCCCAGCUCGGGCGCGGCCCACCAGAUGAUCACCACGCUGCCCCUGGGGGUCACCUGCCCGCUGGACAUGGACGCCGUGCACCCACCCCACCACCUCGCUUUCAAGUACCCCUUCGGUUCUACCUCAUACGCCAUCUCCCUCCCGGACAAGGAGCCGCCGCUGAAGGGCGAGCUGGAGAGCUACCUGAUGGAGCUGCAGGCCGCCGCGCCCGCCGCCGCCGCCGCCUCCUCCUCCUCCUCCCAGGACGCGCAGGCCGCAGCCCCGGCCAAGGCGGGGCCCGAGCCUCCGGGCGCGUCCCCCGAGGAGGCCGCCGGCGACCUGGCCCUGUCCAAAAGCUCCCUCUCCAUCGGCGACCCCUUGGGCACGCCGGCGCUGGACUUCUCGCAGCUCUUUAACUUCAUCCCGUUGAACGGCCCCCCCUACAACCCCCUGUCGGUGGGCAGCCUGGGCGUGGGCUACUCCCAGGAGGAGGCGGCCUCGCCUGGGGCCCCGCUGCCCGCGGCCAGCCAGGAGCUGCAGGAGGCGGCCAGCACGCUGGGCCUCGGGCCCCUGCACUCGCUGUCUGCAGCCUUCGGCAGCAGCCUGGGCACCAGCACCACACUACCCCGCUUCCACCAGGCCUUCCAGUGACGCCCCCGGCCAGCGUUCCUCUCCGUUUCCUUCAGAGAUAACGCGUAGCCCUGCCUUAGAGGAACGUGUUUAUUUUAGUGCCUACGUAAAAGACAGUUAUGAAAAUCUCCGCUUUUGUAUAGUCCCAGUUUUCGUCAAGCCAGUAUAAGAUAGAAACUAGCUUUCUCAAAAGCGCUUUGGAGCCAUUUGUGUUCAGUCAUGUUUACUCGGGUGUUCUCUUUGUCCUGACUCACUGCCAGGGGCCAUCCUUUCAGAUUCUUCUCAGUACCGGAGUUUCGUCAGUAUCCAUCACGUCUUACCAACGCACCAGUUCUCUCAAAUCUUCAGAUUCUAAAUGUUUGUUCCCGCACCGAAGAGUGGCUCUGCCUUUUGAAGCCUGGCUACUUAGUAAGUUUGCAACCGAAUGUAAAUUUUUUAUAUGUAUCAAUAACCCGAGAGUUUUUAGAAAUCUUUAUACGCCUCUGAAUGGAUUCGUAAUCAAAGAUCACAGAUGAAUGAAGAAUCCACUUUGGAGAAAUAACCAACAUUUCUUUUCUUUUUUUUAAUUUUUUUUCGUAUACCAUAACUUCGGGUCAGUAUAUUUUUGAAGGCUUGCUGUUGUCUGGUCAAAUAUUUUUUGUCUUUAUUAUGUGCAUAUAAAGAAAACAAGACCUAAACGCAAAGCAUUAGUCUUGAUAGCGAAGAGAGAAAGGCUCUCGUGCAGUGCCACGGCACGUGGCUUUCUGUGUUAGCAUCAGAGCUGGCCUUAGAUUAGCCCACGGGUUCUUCUGCCAUGGUGCAGACUUUCUGCUCCCUUUCCACCCAGCAAUACUAAUAAUCUCUGGCAUCGGAGUCUCCGGAAUGAUUGCACAGCUCUUUCUUAGUCUUUUCCACCUUCCGUGGCCAAAGGGUGGGUCAAGUACAACCAGCAGUUUUCUCUUGACAGUCUUUUCCAGGAUCUUGAGCCUCCGUGGGAGACAGAGCCAGGAUGCACUGUCUCGGCUGUGCAGGGCAGGAGAGAUGUCAAAGCGGGAAGAUGCGCGAAGCACACAGGUCAACUCGGGGGCUCCACUAGGCUUCGUGUCCCUGAUUGCUGAGGGCAGAAACUGGACUCUUAGGAGUGAAGCAGAAAGUCUGUCGUUUCAUCACUCAGUGAGAUUUUCUUUCCCUUAAGAGUCAGCAGCAGAGAACUAGCCUUGCCCCCGUGGUACCUCUUUUACUCAUGUUCGUUUAUCUUUUCCUUGGCCGUUUUCAGAUGAAGAAUUUUAAAAGUUAGAUGCCUUAGAAAAAAACUCUUUGAGGAAUGACCACAAAGUUUUAUAAGCAGCUGAAAAAUAUAUACAGUCAAACCCCACUUUUACACGCCUCUGAGACAUGGAGUAAAUGCUGCAAAGAAGAAUUUAUAGAGGGGAAGAGAAAGUCAAACACGCACUGUCUUAGCUCACGUCAAAGUAACAAUCAGGAUUCUCAUGUUCACUGAAGAAAAUCAUGAUUGCAGGCGUUCUUCUUGGUAGACAAACACCAGAAUCUCAAAGAUCACAUUGUAAUCAUCUUCCUAAGUCUUGGUCGGCACAUCAGCCCAAGAAGCAUGGUCUGUUAAGCACUUGCUAACACCUUAUUUGGGAACCCUGUUGUUGGGGUGGGGGGUGGGGCGCGGCUUUAGAGAAAACUAUAUGUCUCUUUUAAAAAGAAAAAAAAGGAAAAAUAUUUUUUGAGCACUCAUUAGCCCUAUACGGAGGUGUCUUUCCCUCCUGUAUAGGACCAAUUAUUACUGCAGAUUGCAGUGUUUACCAAGAAUUUCUAAAAAUGAGUGCAGAUCACUGAAUAUAAUACAUUAUUUAAAAUAUUGGGGGAGUGAUAUGAUUUGUGGAGAAAUGUACAUUGUAAUGGUGUAAAUGGGGGUUUCACUCUAUAUAUUAUAAAUAUAUAUAUAUAUACACACACUAUAUCGCACUUCAUAGAGUCAAGAGUUCCUCUCAAGGAGCUUUGGCUCCUGAUAUUUUAUCAUGCUCCGAUUUUUUUUUAAUCCUAGGAGCAGUAGUUUUUAUACUUAUGUAUUUAAAUUUUAUUAUUAAAAAUUACAUUUUAUUAAAAAAAGUGUGUUCCAAAGGCAUUAAAAUUAUAUAUGUUAAGGAAAUGCAUUUAAAAAAUUUUUUUUCAAACUGCUCCUAAGCUUUUGAUUAGGAGAAUAUUUGCUCUGAAAGUAGGCUCUGAGCGCGGCUUCGGUCCUGCUUCCGUUGGUUUCUGUGAAACAGAUUGCUUACCUAAAUCACUAGUUGAAUGAUUAGUGUUCAAUAUUGCUUUAAUCACCAUUUUAAAACAAGGAAAAAGAAAUUUGGUGACAGAGCACAUAGAACUAGAAAACCUAUUUUUAAAAUAGUAAACAAAAAAAAAAGCACUCGUGUCUACAAUUUGCUUAAAAAGAAGUCAAAUCGAGGAGCGGAGACGUUGGCCUCAGUAGGCUGUAUUUUACUACUAGUGAAAGAUUAAAAGGGAGUACCAGAAAUGAUGAAAUGAAGCAUCGUGGAAAUUCGGGCAAGCGCCUUAAAGGUAAAUAUAUAUAUAUUUCUCGCCUAAUUCCCACCCUGCAUAGAAUUUAAUUCCCUGGAGGCACAUCUCUUAGGGCACCAGUGUCAAAACUGGUGUCUUCAAUUUCUUCAGGACACUCUUGGCCUAGAACUGCCCCACUGACUUAAAAUAACACUUCCAAGAAAGGGGGAAUUCGGCUGAUUUGUUUUUAAAACUGACCAUAGAGGUCACUAAACCCUUUUUUGAGAGAACUUUAAUAAAGAUGAGGCAAACUCAUUUGUUUUAAUUGCACAUGGUCUAACAAGGAUGUAAUGCAGAAUUGGCUCUUUUUUUUUUCUUUUUGCCUAGAGAAAAAGAGAUGACAGUUGUUUCAUGUCAACUCCAUGUGAUUAAAAAUUACUGCCGUUCUGUUUUUAUUUUCUGGUCACAAGAAUCAUCACCCUUGAUUUCUGGUAGUGCCUUUGCUUCGCAAAAAUAAAUAAAAGGGAUUGUUAUUAAGCAAAUAUUAGGGUCUCAGACAAGAUAUUGAACCUCAUUCAGUUUGAACUUCCACGUGUGUGUACGGCUUCGGUCCCCAGACCUGGAGGCUGGAAUGUGGAAGGAUCUCAACACUGUAAGCAAUACUCUUCCUUGAUGUAUGCAAGUAUCUCUUACAAAUCUGCCUUCUAGAACCCGAUCCCCGAGUUCAGUGUUUCAGAACUUAGCUGGUCCUUAGCUGGUCCAGCACCACCUUUCACAGCUUUCCGUUUAUUUCCUGUUCCCUUCAGGUGACAGGUUUUUGCCUGUUUGUUGCUUGUCCUUCGUAAUUCCCAGUCAUGUAUGGAGUAUAGUGAUAUAUUGCGUUAAUUUGGACAGUAGCGGUUUUUAAAAACCAUAUGCUGACUGAAACAUGAGCCAGAGCUGUUUGCUUUAUUAAGCUAAUAAUGAAUGUUAGAGAGCACAUAUUUUCAGGAUGUUCAUCUAGUAAGCAAUAUGCAUAUUUAGGCCAAUAUUUUUUUAAAAGAGCUUGGUCAACCUCUAUACUACACAUAUUACAAGAUAUAGCACUUUCAAAACGAAUCUAAAUCUUUACAGAAACUUUCUUAUAGGUGAUGCCUUUUGUUUUAAGACUUACUAUAAUUUGUUUCAAGUGCCAUUAGAUGAUAUAUAUAUGUAUAUAUAUAUGUAGGCCUUUGAUAUAUAAUGCUUUGUGUUCAGAAAUGGUAGGUGGUAUUUUAAACAGGUACAUUUUUACAGUGUUCUCUUACCAAUUUGCUCUAUUGCACAGAAUCAGUGUGUGUCUUUUCAUAAGGUUUUACAAUGGUUUAUUUUUUUACAAGGUUUACGUGUCUCAAAAACACACUGUCUUCCCAGUAUGUAAGUUAAGAAAAAAAUACCAGUUCCCCCAAGUUGCUUCUAGCCUACUGAGAUCCACGUGAUGCUGGGGAGGUCUUUUCAACAUCGAGUAUUCUUCAUUAGCAACCGCAGACUGUUACCUCUCACACACAAGUCCCGGCUGUCUUAUCUGUACAACACUGUGUCGGACGUAGAUCACGUCUGGUGGUUCCACAACUCCACACAAGUGGUACGGUGCAGUUUUGUGCUCAUAAUCCAUAUAGAACUCCUUUGCAAUCACACACACACACACACACACACACACACACACACGGCAAAUGAUGCUGCCAGCAGAGGAAAGGCAUGUUUGGGUUACCUUAUGGUCCUGACACGGCGUCAUCCAGCACCGGAAGUUGGCAGGCAGUGUCUUUGAUAGCGAUCUGGCUCUGGAAAUGACAGGAUGUUGCUGAUGGGUAAGACUUCCUUGUGUAAGCUUCAGUGGUACAGACGAACCCGAAUGAAUGUCCUCUCCUCAGAAACUCUCCUUCAAUGUCACGUUGGGUCAUGCUGCUAAUGCAACUUGGGCUACAACUCUCCAUGGUGCUACAAACUCCUCUGUCUCGUUCAGUUGUAUUUUUUUUUAAUCCAUAGACAAAAAGGACUUCCUUUAGUGUAAAGGUGUACAUUAUAUUUUUAUACUGUGACUUCAUUUGUCAGUGACAGACUUUGACACCACCCACCACAAUGUAUUUUGUGUGCACUUACAGAAGGAAUUCUCAGUGCAAAUGUUACCAGAACAAACCCAGCUUUUGUCCAGAAGGUGACUGUAAUUCAAUAUGAUAAAUGGGCUUUGUGAUAUGGUGUGGAGUGAGGAACAAGCCUUGUGUUACUAACAGCCCUUUGAAUUGAACAGAAACUUGGAAUCCAUUCGGAAAUGGAUUGCAUCAAGCCCGGACAUAAGCUGGACUGCUCAAAUGUAUUUUUAGCUGAUGCAGAAGUGUUUGAACUAGUACCUAAAAACGUUCUAAUGGUAAAGUUUUGAGUUAAAUAGAAAAGAAAAAAAAAAUCUGCAUUCCAUGCUGAAUUUUGUAUAUUUUUAUUGCAUUUAAAGUUACUAUUCUGUGAUAUUGGGAAAUCAAGUGGCUUAUCCUGUAUAUCAUGUACUUAAAAUGUAUUCACAAACUACUGUUGUAUUUGUAUAAAAUAUAGACAAAGAUCGUAUUUUCUGUGUGCGUAAGCUCUGUACAAUAACCAUCACGUUGGGACGCUGCAGUGAUACAUUUUAAACAUCCACACCCAAAGAAGCAGGCUAUUUAUUGCCCAGUUUUACCCAGAUAUAAAAUAUUACUUGCUGCUAAUUAAGUAAUAGUACUGCAGCUUUUGGUGGCGUACAGUGUUAAUGUUUGCUGUGAGAAAAAAAAAAGAUAUGUGAACUCCACAAAAUAUAUGAAUAAAAUUAUAGAAUGGCUUCAGUUAAUAUAGAUUUUCCUGAAAUUUUAAUAGGUGAUACAUUUUUAUUCGGUAUAAUUUUUUCUCCUUCACUUUGAAUUUUAAAUAUUUUCUCAUUUGAUUAACAUGAGAUUCCAGUAGCUGUCUCUAGAACAGUACUUUGUUAUUAAAAUGAAAUGGAGUGUUCUAGAGGGUUUUUUGUUUUGUUUUAAAACUUUUGUACCUUUAAAGGAAGGAUAUAAAUUGUAAAUAAAAAUAUCAGAACAUGUUGCAUCAAAACUUUAAUCCCGGUGAGCAUUUCAAAGAGAACUCUACACACAUUUCAGGAAUGUAUAAGUGAAGAAUGUUUCUUACUCAUGAGAUAAAAUUGGCAUUAAGCAUUCCUCUGAUACCUUUUUUCCCCCUGUCAGUACUAUAAAUUAUCCUUUCACAAGUUCCUUUGGGGGCUGUUUGUCAAACAUUCUGUGAAAACCCGCCCUUGUUAAUUCACCUGGACCGGAACAGUGAAUAGCAUCCAUAUCAUUUCAUGUAAUACUUACUCAUCACUUAACUAAUAAUGCAGCUUCAGAAAAUCUGAUGUUCAUUCUAAAAUUCUGUGACACCAUCGGGGAGUGGAGUGUGAGAGAAAUCUGCUCUCUUCCCCAGAGCCUUCCUUCAGUAGGGUCAGAUUCCUCUUUUUGACUUGCCUACAGGAGGAAACGUUCUUCACUGUCGCCCUGGGAAGCUUAACUACUGUGAAGUAUUUAAGUUUUGAACCCUGCCCACUUGCCUUUUGUUUUAAUAGACAGAAACGAUCAAGUCCUGCAAAGUUUCUGCCUAAAACCGAAAACAAGGAAACCCAGGAUGUCCCGACGUUCCCUACAGCUAUGGUCAACACAGAGGUUACCGUGGGUCAUAAAUCUGCUCCGAAGAGGUCUUUGGGCGAGUGUGAUGGUUAAUUUCAUGUGUCAACGUGGCCAGGCGGCCCUAUCCCAUCCCUGUCUGCUUGAGUCCAACACCGUGUCUGGGGGGGUUGCUGGGAGGGUCUUAGUGGAUCAAUGUCAGCCAUCAGUUGGUGGAUUUCUUAAGGGUGUUUGUUCUCCUUCCCCUUCGCAGUUGCUGUUUUGGUUUGUGUUUGUUUCCGCAGUGGUGGCAUUCGCACACAUCCCCAGCUCCGGUGCUCAACCACGCUUGCACUUCGGUGGCCGUGCGGGCACGCGCACACUGGGACUGACACCGCACUCUCACGGAGGCACACGCUCUGGCGGCGGUGCUUGCUGGGGGCCGAGAGUCAGCUGAUGGUAAAGCAAGCAAAUGACUGCAGAGAGUGUGGGGUGGGCCUCGUCUAAUCUGUUGAGGGGCCCUCGUGAAGAGCGCCUCCUCCUGCAGGUGGGAAUUCAGCCUCCAGGAUUGCCUUUGGAAUUGAGCAACAGCAUCAACUCUUCCUGGGUCUCCAGCCUGCCCGCCUCCCCGGCACCUUCUGGACUUGUCCACCUCCCAGUCACAUGAGCUAAUUUCUUGCAAUAAAUUUGUAUGUACGUG